AUGGCCUCCCCGGCGAUCCAGAGAUCCCCAAUUUCUGCCUCUUCCUCUCCUCUCCAACGCCUUUCCACAUUCAAAGACAAAGCGCCCACCACUACUCCCACCAACGCCACAACCCCACCGUCCUCAAUCACUCCCAUCACCACCCCAUUCUCCCACUCGCCAUCCCCUCUUGAGUCCUUCGCCUCUGACCCAAUAUUCUCUGCUUUCCUCUCCCCAGACUUCAACUCCACCCGCUUCUCCUCCGCCGCUCUCUCUUCCGGCUCCGCAGCCUCCCGAAUCGAGAAGCUCCAAGACGGUAUCCGCCACCUUGAACAGCAGCUCCGCUCCGAGGUCCUCUCCCGCCACCAUGAUCUACUCCACCAGCUCUCCUCCAUCAAAGACGCCGAGUCUGCCCUCUACACCCUCCGCUCCUCCAUCUCCACUCUCCAAUCAUCCGUCCGCCACAUCCGUGCCGAGAUCUCCGACCCCCACCGCCAGAUCCACUCUAAGACCCUCCAACUCUCCAAUCUCCACACCUCGAUUUAUCUCCUCCAAUCCACCAUCAGAGUACUUCGCCAAAUCAAGAAACUCCGGGAUGUAAUGGCUAUAAACGAGCAUGAACCCGAAAAACUAGACCUCUCGAAGGCUGCACAGUUGCAUUUCGAGAUACUAUCUUUGUACAAUGAUAGCAAUCUUUUGGGAAUCGAUGUAGUUGAUGUAGAACUUAAAUGGGUAUUCGAGGCGGGGCAAAAACUACGGGCCGAGGGCAUGCGGGUAUUGGAAAGAGGUCUUGAAGGGCUGAAUCAGGCGGAAGCUGGGGCAGGUUUGCAAGUGUUCUAUAAUUUGGGUGAGUUGAGGUUGACUAUAGAUGGGUUGAUAAGUAAGUAUAAGGGUAUGGCAGUGAAGAGUCUGAGUGGGGCAUUGGAUAUGAAGGCGAUAUCGGGGAUUUCAGGAGGUGGGUUUGGGCCGGGAGGGGUACAGAGGAGUGGGACCCCACAGAUUGGUGGAGGGGCGAAGGCAAAGGAGGCGUUAUGGCAGAGGAUGAGUGCUUGUAUAGAUCAGCUGCAUUCAAUUGUUAUUGGGGUUUGGCAUUUGCAAAGAGUAUUGUCGAAGAAGAGGGACCCCUUUACACAUAUUUUGCUGCUUGAUGAGGUCAUGCAGGAUAUAUUAGAAGAACCCCAGGUUGCUUAA
Messenger RNA from Ilex paraguariensis (yerba mate), 1170 nucleotides. Lineage: Eukaryota; Viridiplantae; Streptophyta; Magnoliopsida; Aquifoliales; Aquifoliaceae. The record is from the annotation of a GenBank genome assembly.